Messenger RNA from Penicillium psychrosexuale, 1017 nucleotides. RefSeq names its product alpha/beta hydrolase. NCBI's taxonomy places the organism in Eukaryota, Fungi, Ascomycota, Eurotiomycetes, Eurotiales, Aspergillaceae. Bases 1 to 1017 code for a protein of 338 amino acids. The record is from RefSeq and is a predicted model, not a curated record. Gene Ontology annotation, molecular function: hydrolase activity. The transcript is spliced from 2 exons.
AUGACUGCCGGCAUUACUGAACCACCUUACCCGCUCCACGAGUCUGUCAAAGACUUGUUGCACCCGGAGUAUGUCGCAUUCUAUAACGAGCAUGUCAUCAAUAACCAGCAAGUGCACCUUCGGCCCGUGGAAGCGUCACGGACAAGUGGUGUCUUGAUUCCUGGUGCAGGUCCUAUGCUGGAGGUUGGCAAGACUCAAGACAUUACUGUUCAGCGGCGAGCUACCGAGGGCCCACCAGUGCCCAUCCGCUGCUUUACUCCCAAGGGCCAGGCGCCUCCUGGUGGAUGGCCGGUGAUGUUGUAUUUCCACGGUGGUGGCUGGGUGCUGGGUAACAUCGACACGGAAAAUGUGGUGUGUUCGAAUCUCUGUGUACGAGGCAACUGCGUCGUGAUUACAGUGGACUACCGUCUUGCACCCGAAAACCGUUGGCCGGCCGCAGUCCAUGACUGUUGGGAAGUCUUCCUCUGGUUGAUUGCCGACGGCCCCGCCGCACUCCCAGUGGACGUAUCCAAACUCGCAACCGGCGGCUCCUCCGCGGGCGGAAACCUUGCCGCGAUUAUCACGCACAAGGCACUGACUCUGUCACCGCCUGUUCACUUCCUCGCUCAGCUGCUCUCGGUCCCCGUGACAGACAACACUGCCACAGUAGAGAACAACGAGUCAUAUCGUCGAUACGAAUGGACCCCCGCACUCCCCGCGCUUAAGAUGUACUGGUACCGUGACCACUAUGUCCCCAACGACGCGGACCGCACCCACCCAGAGUCGAGCCCACUGUUUUGGGAUGGCGAUUAUUCGCAAUUGCCGCCUGCGUUAGUUAUGGUUGGCGAGCUGGAUGUGCUGCGCUCGGAGGGCGAGCAGUAUGCGGAGAAGUUGCAGAAGGCCGGUGUGCCUGUCGACUUGCAGGUCAUGCCGGGUAUGCCUCAUCCGUUCUUGGCUAUGGAUGGGGCUUUGUCUGAGGGCAAGAGGUGUAUCACUCUGAUGUGUGAUGCGCUCCAAAAGGCCUUCUGGGGCCGAUAG